Molecule: messenger RNA, 2038 nt
Organism: Mercenaria mercenaria
Lineage: Eukaryota; Metazoa; Mollusca; Bivalvia; Venerida; Veneridae
Exons: 2
Coding region: 1047-1739 (230 amino acids)
Biological process (GO): DNA integration; DNA recombination
Molecular function (GO): DNA binding
Source: RefSeq, a predicted model, not a curated record
CCCGAGAGUUUUGAUGUUCUUUCUGUUUUGUAUCAUAGCCAAUAGCGUAGUUCAGUAGGCGUUUUCCUUGCCAUAUACAGUAGUUCAAUGAGUGUUUAUAAUCCUUGCUUUACAAAUGUGUAAACCCCAGGUAAAUUAAACUAAUACAAGAGCAGAAAAUUAAUACAAUACAGUUUGCUGUCUGAUGGGUCAGACACACCGGCAUUUAGAGUUAUGCACUUGAUCAGUAAAGGUGAAUAUUUACUUAAGACAAAAUGGACGACGGGCUCGAUGCAAUUUUGAGUCAGGUGGCAGAAACCGCGGAUAAAAACUACUAUGAGUUACUAAAUGAAAGUAGUGACAAUUUAUUUCUAUCUCAAGUACCUCUGGAUUGUUACGAUAUUAAACAGGAUAAUAACAUUGCUGAAGCUUCCUUUGAUCUUGGAUUAGACUUUCUGUUCGAGACUGAACAAAAUGCAGUAUCUGACGACAGCGCGUUGCUAAAACCACAGAGUUUGGAAAUGAAAUGCGAAAGUGAUGACCGUGAAAGUGAAAACCCGUCACGGACAAGGAAAUUGAAGAGCUUAAAUCCUCGAAACGAAACAAAAACACUCAGUGGGCGUAUAAAGUUUUCGAAACCUGGCGACAACACCGUGAUUCGAAUAACAUACCAGAACUUCAUUCUAUGGACAAAUCAGUGUUGUCAUAUUGGUUAAUACCUUUCGUAAUGGAAAUAAAAAACCAAAAAGGAGAGGAUUACCCCCCGAAAUCUUUGUAUCUUGUCAUGUGUGGACUUUUAAGGCAUUUACGCGAGCAUGGAGUGCACGACAUGAACUUUCUUGAUAAAAACAAUCCCGCAUUUGCUGAAUUUUAUUCUGUACUGGAUAGUAAAAUGAAAAAUCUGCUAGAUCAAGGCCUUGGCACUGACACAAAACAAGCCGAUCCAAUUUCUGGUGAUGACGAAAACAAAUUAUGGGAGUCCGGUGUUUUUGGCAUGAAAGACUCUAAAACUUUGCAGCUGACUGUGCUUUUUUUUGCAUGCAAGUUGUUUGGCUUAAGAGGUCGUGAUGAACACUGGUCUUCAAUGUGACCAGAUUGAAAUUGGUGAAGAUAGUGAAGGACGUUUCAUACGAUUCAUUGGCCGAGGAUCUAAAACCUACCAUGGUGGACUAGGCCAGAUGUCUAUAAAUAACAAAGAUAUAAAACACUACUGUACACCAGGUCCACGCUGCAUGGCCACGCAUUUUGAAACGUAUAUAAAUGCCGUAGGUAACGAUGGUGAUUUCUACAAGAGGCCUCUUCCUGCUAUGCCUGGGAACUCGAUCCGGUAUGGACAUCAGCAAGUCGGUGUGAACACUCUCACUAAAUUCAUGAAAGAAAUAAGUCAGAGGGGAUCUUUGAAAGGUGUAUAUUCCAAUCAUAGUGGGAAACGAACAUGUGCAACCAGCAUGUACGAAGCUGGUAUAGACGAGCAGGAUAUUAUGGACAGGACAGGUGAUAGAUCUGUUACUGCUGUCAGAAAGUAUAAACGCUUGAACGAUAAAAUCCGUAAAAAGGUGUCCAAUGUACUGGACCCAAAUUCUGACGUCAGCUUAUCCAUGACGAAAAGGAACGAGCAAAGUGACGAUGACAAAGAAAUUAAUCUUAAAAACUCACCGUGCCAUAAGAAACUAAAAGUUCGAAAUGCUCUGUCGGAAAUUACAACGAAAUCUGGAAUAGUUAAUUUUAGUGGAUGCACUUUCAAUUUUUUACAUGCUUAAUGUGUUGAAAUAAAUUUUUAAUCUUAAAAACUCGCCGUGCCAUAAGAGACGGAAUGUUCGAAAUGCACUGUUUGAAAUUACAACGAAAUCUGGAGUAGUUAAUUUUAGUGGAUGCACUUUCAGUUUUUAACAUGCUUGAUGUGUUGAAAUAAAUUUUUAAUCUUAAAAACUCACCGUGGCAGAAGAGACGAAAAGUUCGAAAUGUACUGUCUGAAAUUACAAUCAAAUGUGGAGUAGUUAACUUUUAGUGUAUGCACUUUUUUAACAUGUUAAAAUUUGAUGUGUUGAAAUAAAAGUAU